This is a messenger RNA of Enterobius vermicularis (human pinworm), 114 nucleotides long. Lineage: Eukaryota; Metazoa; Nematoda; Chromadorea; Rhabditida; Oxyuridae. The record is from the annotation of a GenBank genome assembly.
AUGCCAAAGAUUGGAAAGAACCAUGUUUGGAUGUGCUCCAACUGUGGACAGUCUUCUGAUGAGGAGGAGCAGACAGAGUUAAAUCCGAAGGUUAUUUUCAUUUCUAGAAUUUAA